Molecule: messenger RNA, 4206 nt
Organism: Tachysurus vachellii
Lineage: Eukaryota; Metazoa; Chordata; Actinopteri; Siluriformes; Bagridae
Product: leucine-rich repeat-containing protein 10B
Exons: 1
Coding region: 931-2067 (378 amino acids)
Molecular function (GO): protein binding
Source: RefSeq, a predicted model, not a curated record
GCUCGGCGAGGAAAGAAAGCCAAUCCCACCAACUCCAGCUAAGAAAGGCGCGACUCUGCAGUAGUCGGAUAUAAACACAGUAGUGGAAACGCGCACUCAGUAUCAAGUGGUUUACCGGCGCCGGCUUCUUAUUUAUUCUAACCUUUACACUGUGAGGUUUUCAACAAAAGCAGAACCGGACGGCGACGAUUCGGUGUUUUCAUUCGUGUUCCGCUCCUCUGAUUCACGGCAAUGAGCAGGAUUUCUGUGAUACUUCAGCUGCGUUCACGGUUCUGUCCCGUGUCUGCGCCUCUGGAUCCGUCAGCGCGUCCCUGUAGAGUCUGGAUCAACACGGCGCAACACAGCACGCGCACACGGGAAGGUAUUUUCGGUCUGAAACCGACUGAGAGUUAACCAAAAGUUUGUGGCUAAGAUGCAUUUGUUAAUUCUGCACAGGGACUGACCUCUGUUCGAAAAACAUUGUGACGGAUUGUGACGGCUCUCAGGAUUACACUAGUUUCUCUGACAAUAUUUUUGAGUACACCAACUACUAUUUGUACUACAAAUAUUACUACUACUACUACUACUACUAUUAUUACUACUAUUACUAUUACUACUACUAUUACUAUUACUAUCUGUUCUAGAAUGAUACAGUAUAUAACAUUUUUGAGUGCAUAGUAUGGGAGUCCACAGUGAGAGAGUAUUUUUUGAUGUCCGCCCUUGCUGUCCUGCAUCAGAGUUCAGGUAGCUCACAGCCAACACACCAUGCUAUCCCGCAUAGCAUUUCUGUGUGCCAGGGAAAGGCUGCUGAGUGAAGCUCAGAGAGAGAAGGCGAAACAGCCAGAGAGACGUCUAUGCACACACCCAGCCCAUUCUGAAUCGCACACGCACUCUCACAUUCUCUCACUGGCAGACAGAUACUUACAUACACAGUGACCCACAAAGGAGGGCAUGGGAAACUCCUCUCAAAAACAAGGGAAGGAGGACAAGGAAAAAGAAAAAGAAGAGACAAGUGAUGACGAAUUGGAGGAAGAGGAAAAGGCACAAGUGAAAGAAGUGGAGGUGGAACAGAAGCUGCCUCCGUGUUUUAGUGAAUUAAUCACUAGCGGAGAUCCAGUGCUGGAUCUGAGCCAUUUUCGUUUGCAAUACAUCCCCAAGGAAGUUCUUGGACUGAAACAUUUGGAAAGACUGUAUGUAUGUGGAAAUAGGCUUCGCACAGCACCUGAUGGCAUUGUACAGCUGCAGGGCCUUCGUACUCUAGCGCUUGACUUUAACAAAAUAGAUGACGUCCCACUGAGCGUGUGCCAGUUGGUCAACCUCACCCACCUAUACCUUAGUGGCAAUCGGCUGAUGUGCCUGCCACCAGACUUCAAAAACCUGCAGAGCCUCCGGUGUCUCUGGGUGGAUAGUAACUACUUUCAAUACUUCCCCAAGCAGCUAUAUGAGCUUCCUCAUUUGCGCUCUCUUCAGUUUGGUGACAAUAAACUUAAGGCUCUGCCAUCAGACAUGUGCUGCAUGGAAGCACUGCGAAGCCUCUGGCUCUAUGGCAACCGUUUUUCUGAGUUCCCACAGGUUCUCCUAAAGAUGGAGCAGCUAGAGAUUUUGGAUUUAGAUGGAAACCGUAUCUCCAAGUUACCCAGUCUGCUGAAUUUCCCAUCACUCCGACUCUUUUCCUAUGAUCACAAUCCUGUGAAGAGGCCGCCACAAUUUGGAGAAAAUGUUUUAAUUGUUGGAGAAGGGGCAGCUGAGAUUUUGGAGGGAAGGGAAAGGAAAAGAGAAGAGGAGCGUGCAAAACGAGAGGCCGAGGAGGCAGCUGCAAUAGCAGCAACUAAGCCAGCCAGACAAGGAAUACUAAAGAAACUCAGACUGAAGUCUAUGGCAUCAAGUGAGGAUGUAGCUGAGGAGGAAGUGCCAUUACAGGCCAAUGUAGAAGGGGUGGAGUGUGAAAGAUAUAAAUCGGCAUCAGAUCAGGGGAAGCUUGAAUAUGAGAAUGAGGAGUGUGAUGGUUACGGAAAGGCAGAGCUGGAUUAUGAACAAGCUGAGAUAAGCUACAAGAAUGAAGAGGAGGAACCUGAGCAAAGAAGAUGAGUCUAAUGAUUGAUUCCUUCCCUUUAACCACAACAAGCUUCAUUUGGUUUGCACUAACUCUAAUAAAGAAAUACUCUAGCAUUUUUCAACAUAAUAUCCAUUUACCACAUCUGUACUGUAUAAUUUAUGUUCCUCACAAGAAUUGACACAUUGAGUAAAGAGCAGAGAACUCACACUCGAAACUCACUCAUAAUAGUGGUUAAAGGGUAGGUUCUGAAUUCUCUUAGAAAACCUUUACAUUUGAUUAUUUGACUACCUCUCUGUAGUAGAUGUCCUCAACCAGAGCAAUAUCCAUUUAGCUUAUUUAUAUAACUGAGCAGUUGAGGGUUGAACUCAUAACCUUCUGUUCAGUGUCCAACAACAUAACCACUGAGAUACUGCUAUCACAUGCAAAUUUAAAAAUAUAACCUUUCAGUCAAGACUUUUACAUUUAUGGCAAUUGGCAGACUGUUUUAUCCAGAGCAACUUCAAAAAGGGCUUUGAAGAGUUUAUCAGUGGAUACAUACUGAUUUACUCAGUCUAAAACUGUUGGGAGGAAAUACUGUACAGCAAGAAAGGCAUAGACAAAUGUGUUUAACCUGUUGUGUAUGAUAAUUGAAUUUUGUAUUCAAACAACACAGUAGAUCAUGUAACACUCUCCAAAGUUUAUCACUAAAAUGAUCCAGUGACACAAAACGGCUUGCUGGUCAGUGGAUUUCGCCUUACAAUGCAGUACAGUUUUUAAUAUUUUAUAUUAAUAUUUGCUUCUCCACAAUCCUCCAAACCCCAAAACAAUAACACUCUAGAGCUGCGACCUCAUAAAUAUCAACAUAAAUAUAGAAUAUGAAAUUUUACUGUUGUAGAAUCACUCGAGUUUAAGAUACAGCAUGUAUCCUACAUGUACACGAUGUAACGCUAGGCAUCAUGGGAUGAAUAUAGUCCUAUGUUUGAACAGUGAUCUGAAUGGCACUGAAGUUAUCUUUUAUUUACCUACCUGUUUGUUUUUUUUUUGUUUUUUUUACAGUUGUAGCUAAAUGACAAACCUGAUUUUAUUAAGCAGAUUAUAUUUAUAACACAAUCAUAAAAAAUGAUUGAAAAAAAAAUUGAUUACAUAAUAAACAACUGAAUGGUAUACUUUUAAAAAGUUCCAAUUCUCAGUUUAAUUGCUGAAGAAACUGCAAGCUGAUUCUGUGUCGUUAACAGCAUCUAAACAUGAUAAACCCAACAAAGAGUGUUGAAGACUUUUUCUGCUGUGCUGCUUUUCAGUGACAGGUCUGCAAUCCAGGUAAAGUCUGUCUCCUGAGAACCAUAAAAAACACCAUAAAAAUGAUGAAGUCUGUGGUUAGAGUGGAGGCUGAAGUCCCCCAUGGGCAUCUGCACAUAUACCUGUUUAAACCUUAACAAUAGGGAUGAACGAAACCUUAUCAGAUCUGUUCUAAUAUAGUUUUAUACAAUCCUCAACUGUAACAGUAACAAAUAAUUGAGGUUAUUUAAACUGAGGAUUUCUGUAUCCAUGUGCAAUCAAAGCAACAUGACUAUUUUACAGUAGCAACAGAUAAUCUUCCCUACGUGAAAGGGAGUCACUACACACAGCUUCAUUUCCAAAUAUGUCUGAAUAAAGAAUUCCACACAAAUUAUUUAUUGCAUAAAAGUUCAUUCAUUCAAAUCAGUAAUUGUCAUGAUACCACUAUUAUAUGUGAGUUUCCAGUAAACUGGGGUUCUGUUAUCUCAGUACAGGAACACAUUCAUAUUCUGUGGUUAUGGAUUAAGAUGUGGUAGACAGAGAUUAGGUGAAAAAUUCCAGAGUUUGCUCCGACAAAGCUGCUGUGAGAAAAAAGUAAAACAAUACAGAACUCUCACCUUUAGGUUUUGCACUUAAUUUAUUAUCAUCGAAUAACCUGUGAAGAGCAACAUACACAGUUCAGCUGUAAUGGACUGAAACUGUUCCCUCAGCUUUAUACAUAAUGAAGACCAACAUGUGUGAGUGUGUGUAUGUGUGCGCAUGUGUGAGUGUGUGUGAGUGCAAAUUAGUGGGUUAACGGGAGCGGCUGUAAUUCCACUCUAAACUGGGUGUACUGUAUCUGGAAUUGGAUAUUGCGAUUGCUGUGAUGUCUGUUGUUGAAACAAAAUCUCUCAUUAAAUAAUCAUUGGGUUUGUGAA